Molecule: messenger RNA, 675 nt
Organism: Lolium rigidum
Lineage: Eukaryota; Viridiplantae; Streptophyta; Magnoliopsida; Poales; Poaceae
Product: germin-like protein 1-3
Exons: 2
Coding region: 1-675 (224 amino acids)
Biological process (GO): regulation of root development; plasmodesmata-mediated intercellular transport
Cellular component (GO): plasmodesma; cell wall
Molecular function (GO): manganese ion binding
Source: RefSeq, a predicted model, not a curated record
AUGACCGGGCUCCCCGCUGUCCUUCUCGCCGCCUGCGCAGCCCUCCUGGCCCUCGCCUCGCCAUUGCUCGCUGGCGACCCCGACAUGCUCCAGGACUUCUGCGUCGCCCACUACAAGUCCCUCGAAGGCCCACUCCGUCUAAACGGCUUCCCUUGCAAGAGGCCAGAGAACGUGACGGCAAACGACUUCUUCUCCGACGUGCUGUCCCGCCCGGGCAACACCAGCAACCCGGUCGGCUCUGCGGUGAAGAUGGCGAACGUGGAGAAGGUCUCCGGGCUCAAUACCCUGGGUGUCUCCAUGUCCCGGGUCGAUUACGCUCCGUGGGGCUUGAACCCACCGCACACCCACCCGCGCGCCACCGAGAUCAUCUACGUGCUCGAGGGCUCCCUUGACGUCGCCUUCGUUACCACCGGCGGCAACCUGUACGCUCGCACGGUCUGCAAGGGCGGGCUCUUCGUCUUCCCCCGUGGCCUCGUCCAUUACCAGAAGAACACAGGCGGUGCACCGGCCGUGGCCAUCUCGGCAUUCAACAGCCAGCUUCCCGGCACGCAGUCCCUCGCCAUGGCACUGUUCGGGGCGUCGCCGCCGGUGCCCACGGACGUGCUGGUUAGGGCGCUCCAGAUCGACGGUGGCGUGGUGGAGGCCAUCAAGUCCAAGUUCGCGCCUAUGAACUAG